AUGUCAUUAUUCAGCUUUGAUGAGGAAUCUUUCAGUAAUGGUGUACAGCACAUUACAAUAAACAACACUGUGAGUGAUCCACUUGCAGAGCAAGAGGACUACGAGCCUCAAACAUAUUAUAAAGGAGAUUCAAGUAAUGGAGCAAGCAGCGGAACGCUGCCGAUACUAAUACAUAGACGUAAAUCUUCGGCGUAUCAUAGACUUUCCAUUAGUCAUAGCUAUGCUAAGACGAAUGAGCUUUUAAUUCCAAAGGAUUACGAUAAUUCUGUACAUCAAUCGAACAGAAAGCUAUCCGACUUUAAACCACUUCGUGUUUUGGGACAAGGAGCAUACGGCAAAGUGUAUUUGGUUCAAGAUCAAAUAACAGGCAAAUUAUUUGCCCAGAAGCAGUUGAGAAAGCCUGCUAUCAGCAUAAUAUCGGAGCCAGAACAUGAAAGUGACAUCUCAAAAGCUCAUUUGAAUCAUGUUACAAGGACGAUUUCUGAGAGAGAGAUCUUGACUAAUAUUACUCACCAUAACAAUAUUGUGAAGCUAUUCUACGCAUUACAAGAUCACGAUAAAUUUUAUUUAAUAUUAGAGUAUAUCCCAGGCGGAGAACUCUUCCAUCAUCUCACUUCUUCAAAAAAUGCCUUGGGCAAUGUUUUCAAAGAAGAUCAUGUUGCAUUUUAUGCCGCACAGAUGGCGCUUGCCAUCAAACAUUUGCAUGGGUUGGGGAUCGUUUAUAGAGAUCUUAAACCAGAAAAUUGUCUAUUAAAUUCAUCGGGCCAUCUAGUUCUUACGGAUUUUGGGCUCUCUAAGAAUUUAGAUGACGAUGAAAAUAAAGAGUGUACAUCGAUAAUUGGGACUCCCGAGUACAUGGCACCUGAAGUGUUGAAAGGCGAACAGUAUAACUUCAAAGUUGACUGGUGGUCGCUUGGCUGUGUCAUAUAUGACAUGAUGUCUGGAAAACCACCCUUCACCGGGAAUUCCCACAAGGUUAUACAAGACAAGAUUAUUAAGAAUAAGUUGAAAUUACCGUACUAUUUUUCCAUGGAUGCAAAGGAUUUACUCAAUAAGCUAUUGAAUAAGAACCCUGAGAAGAGAAUUGCUGUGGACGAUCAGUGGUCAUCCUUUCAAAACCAUAGGUUUUUCAGGAAAAUUGACUGGAAAGAGUUGGAACAACAGAGUUGUGACCCGCCAUUGGUACCAGUGAUAACAGACCCAAUUUUGGCAGAAAAUUUUCUGGAAGAAUUUACUGAAAUGAAAUUGAGUAUUAACGAUGAGCAAGGAUUAGAAAUUGGGGUGAAUGACUUCAAAGGGUUCUCGUAUACUGCAUCGGAAAGCUAUAUCCUGAGGUACCUCAAUUGA
Dujonia railenensis is the source of this 1347-nucleotide messenger RNA. NCBI's taxonomy places the organism in Eukaryota, Fungi, Ascomycota, Pichiomycetes, Serinales, Debaryomycetaceae. The record is from the annotation of a GenBank genome assembly.